AUGUCUCGGGAGAGGCCCCCCCGCACCGACAUUCCCCGCAACCUCAGCUUCAUCGCGGCGCUGACCGAGCGCGCCUACUACCGCAGCCAGCGGCCCAGCCUGGAGGAGGAGCUGCAGCCGGAGGAGGAGGAGCCGGAGCCCCGCGAGGGGGGCGGGGCGCACCUCAGGCCUCGCUCCCGCGCCUUAGCCCCCGGGCGGGGCCGGCGGGCCCGUUCUGCCCCCGCUGGAGGGGGCGCUCGGAUCUCGCGCAGCCGCAGCCCCGACACCCGCAAGAGGGUGCGCUUCGCCGACGCGCUGGGGCUGGAGUUGGCGGCUGUCCGCCGCUUCUGCCCCGGGGAGCUCCCUCGCGUGCCCCGCCACGUGCAGAUCCAGCUGCAGCGCGACGCCCUCAGGCACUUCGGGCCCUGUCCCCCCAGAACCCGCAGCCUCCAGGAGGCGCGCGCUGCCCUCGAGCCCGCCCGCGAGCCCGGCUUCGCCGCCCGCCUGCAUGCCCAGCGCAUAUGCCUGGAACGAGCAGAGGCGGGCCCGCUGGGCGUGGCUGGGAGCGCGCGCGUGCUGGACCUGGCCUACGAGAAGCACGUGAGCGUGCGCUGGAGCGCGGACGGUUGGCGCAGCCAGCGCGAAGCUCUCGCCACCUACGCAGGCCCGGCUCCGCCCCCGCCGCGUGCGGAUCGAUUCGCCUUCCGCUUGCCCGCUCCGCCAACUGGAGGCUCCUUGCUUUUCGCUCUGCGCUACCGCGUAACAGGUCUUGAGUUCUGGGACAACAACGGCGGCCGCGACUACGCGCUGCGGGGGCCCGACUCCCCCGGCGGCGGCGGCGGUGGCGACCCGGAACCCCAGGGCUGGAUCCACUUUAUCUGAGCGCGGAAAGGGAAACCCAAGGAUCAGGAGAAAGUGCGGAAAACGGCGGGAGAAACCAAAGGAACACGGGCUUGGGGGGGAGCCAAGGGUGUGGGAGUGAGAAUUGUGGGAGAGUGAAGCUUCAUUGAUGGGAGGGGUGAGGGAAGGGAAGUAGUUCGCGCGCACGCGCAAGAGAAUGAGAGAAACCAAAAGUUACGUCGAAGGGGAGGUUGGAUGCAUCCAGUGGGAACAGAGAAUAUCAGAGACCAGUAUUUCAGGCGGGGGAGGAGAGACAGUUCGUAGCUGUAGUAGAAACCAAAAGGGUUUGGGGGAGGAGGGAAACCCAAGAUAAGUGCUGUUCUGCUCAGCAGGCUAAGGAGGUCGUUUGCUAACAGCUAGAAGGGACCUUUGAGGUCAUUUACUCUGACCCCUUCAUUUUGGAGAUGAGAUACUGAGGCUUUCAGAGGGGAAGUCACUUGCUAGAGGACUUACCACUUCUGUCAAUGGCAGAGCGAAGAUCUGAACGAGGGUUCCCCAGAUUCAACAUUCUUGGCCUCCCCCAAAACGUAGACUAAAAGGGACGGGUCUGGUGAAGCCUCAGAAUUGCUUGAGUUCGACUCACGAGUUGGGGGAAGUGCUCCAGAAUACAGAAAGGCUCCUUUAGACUCCCCAAGGAUCCCUGCUUAACUUUCUCAGCCAGUCCCACAAGCUGGGCACUGAAAGGGGAGAGAACCUUGGACCCUAGAAACCUGGCCCUUCUAAAUUAAGUCGGGAGAAGGGAUGGCUGGGCAGGAGAGGAUGAAUAUAGAUGGCACUCAAAGGAAGUCAAACUCUCAGCUGUGGUCGUUGCAGUUUUCCAUCUGGGGUUGUCCAACCCUGCCAUACCUUCCAGUUCUUCCUGUCAGUUGACCUCCAAUUUGGUAAUUUCUCGUGGAUCCCUAGUGCCACGUCUUGAAUCCCCUUUGAAGUGACCCAGUCAAUUGUCUACCCUUUGGAAUUUCCAACCGUAAGGCAGCCCUGCUAAUUUUUUCCUUGAGGCUUCAGUCUGUGUUGGCUUUGGGAGUUUAAGAGAUAGGCAGGCUUCAUCCAGUCCUCAGACUUCAAAAAAGGCUGGGACAUACAGACGUCGUGUGCCAGCUGUGCUUUUCUGACGUCCAUAAAGAUCUCAGUAUAUUUUUUAUAUACUUUUCAGGAAGAAUUGGAUAAAGAGAAAAUAAUUGUCUCCAUUUUACAGAAUAGUAAAUUAAAAUAGGAAAAGGGGGCCCCAUGGUCAUAGUAAAAAAAAGUCUAAGCUGGAUAAUAUUGUGCCUACUCUAACUUUGGGAAACUUGUUUUUUUAUCUCUAAAAUGGGAGAGUUGAAUUAAAUAACUUUUAAAAUUUA
Vombatus ursinus (common wombat) is the source of this 2222-nucleotide messenger RNA. RefSeq names its product protein phosphatase 1 regulatory subunit 3E (gene PPP1R3E). The coding region runs from base 1 to 861 and encodes 286 amino acids. The transcript is spliced from 2 exons. Gene Ontology annotation, cellular component: protein phosphatase type 1 complex. The record is from RefSeq and is a predicted model, not a curated record. Gene Ontology annotation, biological process: regulation of glycogen biosynthetic process. NCBI's taxonomy places the organism in Eukaryota, Metazoa, Chordata, Mammalia, Diprotodontia, Vombatidae. Gene Ontology annotation, molecular function: glycogen binding; protein phosphatase 1 binding.